AUGUCGUGUGAUUUUUUUCCCCUUUUUCUAGAGUCUUACGUGGUGUACCUAGGUGGCCAUUCACAUGGAGCUCAACCUCCUUCUGCAUCGGACUUCAGCAGAAUUACUGAUUCCCAUCAUGAUCUUUUGGGUUCUUGCAUGAGCAGCAAGAAGAAAGCACGAGAAGCAAUUUUUUACUCCUACACACGUUACAUAAAUGGUUUUGCUGCUGUUCUUGAAGACGAAGAGGCAGCUGAACUCUCAAAGAAACCAGGAGUUGUAUCUGUUUUCUUAAACCAGAAAAAUGAGCUGCACACGACUAGGUCCUGGGAGUUUCUUGGACUAGAGAGAAAUGGAGAGAUUCCUGCAGAUUCCAUCUGGACAAAGGGGAAAUUUGGAGAAGAUAUAAUUAUUGGAAACCUUGACACUGGUGUUUGGCCAGAAUCAGAAAGCUUCAAUGACCAAGGAAUAGGACCAAUUCCGUCAAAGUGGAAAGGUUACUGUGAGACCAAUGAUGGUGUUAAGUGCAACAGGAAGCUGAUUGGAGCGAGGUACUUCAACAAAGGGUAUGAAGCAGCCUUGGGGAAACCGCUCAAUUCUUCCUACCAAACUGCACGAGAUACAGAUAGGCAUGGCACGCAUACACUGUCCACAGCUGGCGGUGGAUUUGUUGGUGGAGCAAACCUCUUGGGUUCAGGCUAUGGGACUGCAAAGGGCGGAUCUCCUAGUGCUCGAGUUGCCUCAUACAAGGUUUGCUGGCCAAGUUGCUAUGAUGCUGAUAUAUUGGCUGCCUUUGAUGCUGCCAUACAUGAUGGGGUUGACGUCCUCUCUCUUUCACUUGGAUUCCCUCGUGGUUAUUUCUUAGACAGCGUAGCAGUUGGAUCUUUUCAGGCUGUCAAGAAUGGAAUUGUUGUAGUCUGUUCCGCUGGGAAUUCCGGACCCACGCCUGGGAGUGUUGAAAAUUCGGCACCAUGGAUUAUAACUGUUGCAGCUAGUACAAUUGAUAGGGAUUCUCCCUCUUAUGUCAUGUUGGGCAAUAACAGGCAAUUCAAGGGCCUGAGCUUCUAUACCAAUAGUUUACCGGCUGAGAAGUUUUAUCCCCUGGUAUAUUCUGUAGAUGCUAGAGCUCCUAAUGCUUCUGCAAGAGACGCACAACUUUGCUUUGUUGGAUCCCUGGACCCCGAGAAGGUGAAAGGGAAGAUAGUAUACUGCCUGAUUGGCCUCAAUGAAAUCGUUCAGAAGAGCUGGGUGGUUGCUCAGGCAGGUGGCAUCGGGAUGAUUCUUGCUAACCGUCUGUCCACUAGUACAUUGAUUCCUCAGGCCCACUUUGUUCCCACUUCAUAUGUCUCUGCAGCUGAUGGUCUUGCCAUUUUGUUAUACAUCCACAUUACAAAGUAAAGAUCUUUCUGUCUCUAAAUGCUUAAUUCCAGAUUGUUAGCUUC
Molecule: messenger RNA, 1421 nt
Organism: Vitis vinifera (wine grape)
Lineage: Eukaryota; Viridiplantae; Streptophyta; Magnoliopsida; Vitales; Vitaceae
Product: subtilisin-like protease SBT5.3
Exons: 8
Coding region: 1-1377 (458 amino acids)
Biological process (GO): proteolysis
Molecular function (GO): serine-type endopeptidase activity
Source: RefSeq, a predicted model, not a curated record